AUGAGUUGUUUCGGGUACCGACGAGAGCUCAGCAAGUAUGAGGACGUGGACGAGGAUGAGCUUUUGGCCUCCCUCAGUCCCGAGGAGCUGGCGGAGCUGGAGAAGGAGCUGGCAGAUAUCGAACCGGACGCCAAUGUGCCCAUCGGACUAAGGCAGAGAGACCAGACAGACAAGACCCCAACCGGCACUUUCAGCAGAGAGGCCCUCAUGAAGUACUGGGAGAAUGAGACAAGGAAACUGCUGGAAGACGAGAUAGGAGGAGGAAGCCCCAAACCGGACGAGGACCAAGAGAAGAGCUGUGUGACAGAAAGCAACAGUGAAGAGGAGGAUGAAAAAGAUGAGAGUGAGAAAGAAAAGAAAGAGUGUAUAAAUGAAAAAGAGAGAGAAGAGGAGGAGGAAGAAGAAGAGGAGGAGGAAGAAGAGGAAGAAGAAGAGGAUGAGGAAGAGGCAGUAACAGAAGAAGAUGAUGAUGGUGAGGAGGAGGGACAAGAAGAAAAAGCAAGUUCAGACCCCCCAAAGAAUUGUGGUCCUGUAACGCCAUGGGGUGAGACCUCGGUGUCUCUUAAACCUCCGAGGCUGGAGCCGGUCAGACUGACUCCACCACCACAACCUGCCGAACAAAACUCCUGUGGAAACCCCAUCGUUGUAGAUGAUGCGCUGGAACGAGUCCUUAAAAAUGACCCACAACUCACAGAGGUCAACCUCAACAACAUUGAGGACAUUUCACAGGGAACCCUGAUCCGAUUUUCUGAGGCGUUGCGGACCAACACUCAUGUCCGGGUCUUCAGUUUGGCAAACACGCACGCCGAUGACCCUGUGGCGCUGGCCAUCGCCAAGAUGCUACGAGAGAACUCAUCCAUCACCAGUUUGAAUAUAGAGUCCAACUAUGUGACGGGGAAGGGGGUGCUGGCGUUGGUUCAAGCCCUUCCAGGAAACAACACUUUGACUGAGCUCCGCUUCCACAACCAGCGACACAUGUGUGGGGGACAGGUGGAGAUGGAGAUGGUUAAGAUUCUGAGGGAAAAUUACACACUGAUCAAACUGGGGUACCAGUUUAACCUUCCUGGGCCCAGGAUGAGCAUGACUGGGAUCCUGACCAGGAACCAGGACCGCCAGAGACAAAAACGGAUGCAAGAACAGAGACAGCAGCAGCAACAAGGCCAGCAGGGGGCGCAGGAGGGAGCUGUUAACCUCCGCACCACUGCACUGAGGGGAACACCUUGCUCGUCACCUUACAACUCACCCAGGGCCUCCCCUUGGUCCUCUCCGAAGCUCCCCAGGAAUAGCACGGCUAAAAAACAGAUUCCCCCAGCUUCCACUCCACCACCCCCUCCCCUGGUCCCGCCCCCACCUCCUCCUCCACUGCCUCCUCCUCCUCCUCCUCCCCCGCCUCCACGGGAGAAGAGAAAGCCAACCAGGAUGAUCGCGGAGGUGAUCCGGGCUCACGAGGAGGGCAGCAGGAAGGAGGCAAAGCCAAAGGGGAAGAAAGGGAAGAAGGGGAGAGCGAAGGAGAAGGGGAGCGAGAAGGAGACGAGCGGCAUCCUGCGGGAGCUGAAGAACGCACUGAGACCUGUGGCCGGUGAGAGGAGAGGGGAGGAGUCCAGCAGGCCCUCCACACCCAUGAGGUCGGACCACGACCACCUGAUGGAGUCCAUCCGCAACAGCAGCAUCCGCAACCUGAGGCGGGUGGAACUGCCACGUCAUCUCCUAUAAUAGCAGAGGAGAAACCCUUCUUGCCCUUCAGUUGCUGUGGAAAAUUUGAAAUUUGAGAAAUUCGACAAUGAAGAGACCAAUGGUGAUGCAAUGAAGGGUGGAAUUCUCAUUUUCAUUAUAGAGAAGGUGGCUGGAUUUUUACUCAUGCAAAAAAAAAAAUAAUAAUACUGAGUUUGCACUGGAAUAAUCAUACCUUUACAAUUUUAAGAAAAUCUUUGUGUUGUUUCUUUUCAAAAAUGUUUUUAAGAACAUUAUUGGACAAAAGUAUUUGUAUUUUCAGUUUGGUUGAUGAUUUGUCUGUUGUCUGAAAGUUUCCGGAUAUUGUUUUCUAAAUAAGUAUUUUCCUGUAAAAUUGUAAAUAUGAUUUGUUGCUAGUUGAACUAUGUGUUGAUUCGGUGUGUCUUCAGUAUUACGCUUAAAAACAUGUCACACAGUCAUUUUCCAAAUGUCACUGCAAAUGUUACUUCACAAAUCUUUGAGAUCAGUGUGGAUAAUGGUUUCCAGAGAAAAUUUAAAAAACUUAAUCAGCAGAAAUGUAAAAUCUAAUAAAAAAAACUUUUACGGGAUGGAUGUCAUCAAGAUUUUAAGUUACUAAUUUAUGCUCUGAUACCGUAGUGCUGAAAUAAUUACAUUGAUUAAUUGAUUAACCGAUCGACGGGAAAUUAACUGGGUAUAAUCUUUGUAACUGAUUAAUCGUUUGAUUUGUAACACAAAAAGGUUGCUUGCCUUUUG
This is a messenger RNA of Lampris incognitus (smalleye Pacific opah), 2445 nucleotides long. It is a transcript of the gene lmod2b, whose product is annotated as leiomodin 2 (cardiac) b. Bases 1 to 1713 code for a protein of 570 amino acids. Gene Ontology annotation, molecular function: tropomyosin binding. Gene Ontology annotation, cellular component: striated muscle thin filament; myofibril. The record is from RefSeq and is a predicted model, not a curated record. Gene Ontology annotation, biological process: pointed-end actin filament capping; muscle contraction; myofibril assembly. Lineage: Eukaryota; Metazoa; Chordata; Actinopteri; Lampriformes; Lampridae. The transcript is spliced from 6 exons.